GGCGGCGUGCUAGAGUGCCGGCCGGGGGAAUGUCUGAACCAGCUCAGCAGCCUGCUCCUGGGGCCCCUGAAGGGGGUGCCCCUGCCGGGGGCCCCCCGGGGCCACCCCCCAAUCUGAGCAGUAACCGUCGGCUGCAGCAGACGCAGGCCCAGGUGGAGGAGGUGGUUGAUAUUAUGCGAGUGAAUGUCGACAAGGUACUGAAACGAGACGAGAAACUUUCAGAGCUUGAUGAUCGGGCAGAUGCACUUCAGGCUGGUGCCUCAGUAUUUGAAAGUAGUGCAGCAAAACUCAAAAGGAAGUACUGGUGGAAGAACUGUAAGAUGAUGAUCAUGAUGGGAGUGAUUUGUGCCAUUGUGGUGGUGGUGAUUGUAAGUAAGUACUGAAAAGCCCAGGAUCACAGGUGAAGAAGCCCUAGCUCCAGAGUGCUUUUAAAACUUUUGCUUUUUUUGGUUUAUGAUCUGGAGGGUCUUGUUUGCAUAAGUGGUAACUUCUUUCCUUGGGAAAGGGAAGUAGUAGUGUUGGAACUCCCACAUUACUGUGGAAAUGCUAUGUUCUACAGAGCAAGGAAAGGAAGUGGGGGUGGUCAUCAAUGCAGAAAUUAGACAGCUUUAUUAUCAGGUCAAAUAAACCUGUAAAUAUGAGGGAUAGAUACCUUGAAGUGGGUGGGUUUGCAAGCCCCUUUCCUGGUGGGGGAUUUGGAGGUCUCUGGGGGACCUUUGGUGUAACUUGCCCUUCUGUUCUUUCCUUUUUUUUCCUCUUGCUUUGUGUCCAGUCUACUUUUUUACUUGAAUGUAGCCCCUUCAGUCUGCAACCUGCUAUCCCCUGUCACCUUGCCUGUCUCUUCUUGCCUCUGAAUCUUCCCUUCCCUUCCACCUAGCUUCUUCAUUGAUUACUUUAUUGGUUCUGAAUUGUUGUCUUUUUUAAGAUUAUGAAGUGCUCUACUGAUCAUGGGUUAGACUUCCCAACAGCUGCAGCUUAAGAGGGGGUCAUCUGAGCUGAGAGGAAUAGGAAGCAGAGGAGGAGUGGGUGGCUAUUAUCCUGCUCUUCUGCAGGGAAUUUGUGGCUUAUUUUGGGGUGUAAGCUUGUUCAGUUAGUGCCUGUGUGAACUCUAACAAAUAAAGAAUGCCUUAAUGUAGUGCCUUUGGGGAUGCAGGACUUCAUCAUGUGAGAUUCUUUUGCCCUGCAUAAAGAGUGGCAACAUGAUGUAUGCUUUUAAUUGAUGAAAUAAAGGUUAGUUUAUGCUGGUCAGUGACUAUGAUCCAUCUGACUGAGCUAGACAGUCAUCUAGAUUUCUCUAGUCAUGCAGGGAUGAGCACUCAAGGAAGUGAUUUAUUCUGCCUGUUAUAAUAAAUUUACUUGCUCUUUGAAUGUGGACAUUUCAGUUGUAAUAAAAAGGAGUCAAUGUGAUUAUCUCAGUGAAGUGCAACAGAUUUCGUGUUGAUUGAAAGGAGUUUUGUUGCUGUCUAAAGGGUCUGUGUGGGCAUAAAAUCUACUGCCAGAAGGAAUAAAUUACCAACAGCAAGGAUUGUGGUGGUGUGUGCACAUCAAAUAUUCCUUUCAUCUAUGCAGACACAAGCCAGGACCUUACAGCUUUCUACUGUCUUGCAUCUUUCUGGAAGAUGUUGGCAUUAGUAGCAGAAAAGAGCAUGAGUUGUGCUUUCCAGUGUUACCAUGUUGAAUGGCAAAGGAAGUCCACUACGUAGUAGAUGAAGGUGAAGGAAACUGGAUGUACUCCACAUUAGACUGAGUCACACAGGUUUUUAAGAAUACCUGUUCUGCUUCUCUGACCACAAAAGCCCUAACUUUUAGCAAGAGUUAGAAAGUAUUUGAAGUGAUUACUUAGGAAUUCAAAGGGAAAUGCUGCUCUGGCAUGAUAUUGCAAAGUGACAUUAGUUGCCCCAAUUUGGCAGCAUAGAUCUCUAGAGGAAACUGAAAUCUUCCUACUUGCUAUGGGUUCUCUUGAGCUUAGAUUUGGAGUGGUCUCUGCUGUAAAUAAUCUUAGUGUGGAAUGCCAUGGUUUUCUGUAAGCAAUCUCCCAUGCUUUCAGAAAGUGCAGGAGCUGUGAAUUGCUCAAAUAUGUUGUCAAACCAGAGGUUAAAGGAGCUGUCCUGUUCCACAGUUUCCGCAGCUUUCUGAGGAGUGUAUUUUUUUUUUUACAAGCUGAGCUGUAGCCCAUAAUCUGGACUGUAAAGAGGACAGCUCUUUAGUCGAGGAAGCUCUACCUCAGGCACAGAGUUCUGUCUAGGCUUAGGAGGAUGUAGGGGAAAACAUCACUGGCAUUCCCAGGUGGAAGUACAAAAGAUGGGAGGGGCAGAUGCAUUUUGUUGCACUGAGUAUGCUGGAGAAGCCCCUUUCCUCCCCACAGGUUGUCUGGGGAGGGGCUAGGUUUUGCAUGCUCACUUCCAUGCCUCAGCAUUUCAUUUGCGCUGAGUUCAUCUCCCUGCAGUUCCAUCCCUCUCCACCUUGGGUGAGGGCAGAGUUGAAGAUCUGCAGUGAAGCAGCCCUCGUCCCCUGAGCACUUCCCUAAUUCCCUGUGGAACUGAGAUGUGAUGGACGGUCAGAAGUGCAUCUGCUGAAGAGGAGCCAGGGUCUGCUUUGUACUACUUAUGGCUAACAUUCUAGGGGGUGGGCGUACAAGCUUGAGGCCCCCAGACCAGCAAUUCUCUUGAACUUCUCAAAACAAAGCCGUUGGUGCCCCAUUCCUCCUAUUCCUCUGGGGGCUAAGGUCCCCUUAGGCUGUCUCUUCCAUUUCUUUCUCUUGGAUGUUGUAUGUUGCUGUCUCUUCUGCUACCUUUCCCCUCCUUUGUGUCUCUAUGCAUGGGCAAAAAAUUUACCAAGGCCCUCUGAGUAAGAGCAAGGGACUGUGCUGUAUGCAGCAUUACAGCCAAUUACGCACGUGCAAUUUAUUUCCUUCCUCUAUAAACACAACUGUAAUCUCUGGCAUGUUGUAGUAAUCAACUCAUGUACUUCAAACAGUCUCAAAGAAACACAGUUCAUCACC
Molecule: messenger RNA, 3001 nt
Organism: Centrocercus urophasianus (Greater sage-grouse)
Lineage: Eukaryota; Metazoa; Chordata; Aves; Galliformes; Phasianidae
Gene: VAMP1
Product: vesicle associated membrane protein 1
Exons: 4
Coding region: 30-383 (117 amino acids)
Biological process (GO): vesicle-mediated transport; SNARE complex assembly; vesicle fusion
Cellular component (GO): SNARE complex; plasma membrane
Molecular function (GO): syntaxin binding; SNAP receptor activity
Source: RefSeq, a predicted model, not a curated record